GUCAUGGUCAAGGAGAGCAAAAGCAAACGGCUCAAGGCGAAACCCGAGCGCCGCGAGAAGCCCGCGGCGUCACGGCCUUUGGCGCCCCGCCCGGCGAGGCGUUGGACGUGGAGCUUAGGGUGCUUGGUGCUCUUGCAGGCCCUGGCCGUUCUGGCUGUCUGGCCUUCGACUGAGCUGCCGCGACCGGCACUUCCCGCGCGCGAGCCGCACGUGGCAGUCCCCGCAUCUAGUGAGGCGCCCGCGCCGCCGGUGACGGCCGUCGCGGCGCCUGGAGUGGACUUCGGCGGCGAGACGCCGGGUGAAGGCGACAUCGCCGCGCUGGUGAUCGCCACUGGACGAAAUGUCCAGAGCCUCCAGAAGACCUUACGGUCGUUGCUCCGCGCCGGCUUUGGCACCAACGCCGUGCUGGUCUCCCAGAGCGCGCCAGGCGAAGCGUCUCGGGAGCUCUGCGGAGACCUGGGCAUCGCCUGGGCCGGGCCCUCGCCCCACCUGGACGUGGCGACCUUCGACGGCGAGGCCGAUCCGUGGGUUCACUACGGGAGAUCCUUGGAUCACGCCAAGAAGCACUUCGCAGAGCGGGACUUCCGCUCUCUCUUCAUCGCCGAGGAAGACUUGAUCUUCUCGAAUGGCCUCCACAGCUACUUGGCGCAGCUGCAUCCCUUGCUCUUCAAGGAUUCCAGCCUGUGGUGCAUCAGUGCCUACAGCGACUUGAGCCUGGCACCCUUUGCCCGAGACGUGUCGGUGAUGCUGAGGACUUCGUGGUUCUCGGGGCGAGCGUGGAUGGUGAGCUUCAAGAAGAUCGUCGAGGUGAUUUUGCCUCACUGGUCACUCCAGCAACGCUGGCGGCCCCUUCUCCGGCAGCUGGCUGCAGAAGCGCAGCAGGAUUGCCUGGUGCCAGAGGUCUCGAGAGCGGCCUUUACGGGCUAUCUCUGUGACAGCGCUGGAAUCCCUGGGCAAUGCGAUGAGGAAGAGGUGGAGAGUCGCCGCGGCGCGCCCCUGGCGCUGCUGGCGCGGGGGCGGUGCAGCUUGGGCGAGGUGCAGCGGCUGGCGAAGGAGAGGUACGACGAGCUGUUGCGCUUUGAGUGGCCCCAGGCGGGUGCCUUGGCUCAGGCGUCCACGGUGGCGACGGUGGAGCAGCUUUAUCAAGAUGCCUCUACGCCUCUGUUGCUGGUGGUGAAUGAGACCAAGGACGUCGCCGAGUGCCACUCUUGGAGUACUUCGGCCUCGGAAGCACCCCCGACAGGGGCCCGCGGAACAGCUACCAUGGCCUGGUGCGCUUGCGGUGGCGGGAUACCGUGCUCUACCUGGCCGGCAGUUCUUCCCCGUUUUUGA
Durusdinium trenchii is the source of this 1332-nucleotide messenger RNA. The record is from the annotation of a GenBank genome assembly. NCBI's taxonomy places the organism in Eukaryota, Dinophyceae, Suessiales, Symbiodiniaceae.